Molecule: messenger RNA, 3801 nt
Organism: Bicyclus anynana (squinting bush brown)
Lineage: Eukaryota; Metazoa; Arthropoda; Insecta; Lepidoptera; Nymphalidae
Product: PHD finger protein 12
Exons: 14
Coding region: 265-2601 (778 amino acids)
Biological process (GO): negative regulation of transcription by RNA polymerase II
Cellular component (GO): nucleus; Sin3-type complex
Molecular function (GO): protein binding; transcription corepressor activity
Source: RefSeq, a predicted model, not a curated record
GGCUGCGGUCUUAAUCUAAAAUUGACGUUUGGCUUAACUUUAUUUUACUUUUUCUUUUCUUGAAAUUGAAAAAAAUAAUUUCUUCUCUUCGUGUGAUUGGAUUUAUGAUUUUUUUCUGAUAAAAUGUUUUUGUUUAUGUAAACGUAAAUGUUGGUGUAAUAACUAAUACUAAAUGCUAGAAUCAUCAUGUAUUGAUGUUGUAGUGACAAGUUUGAAGUAAACCAACAUUUAACAAUAUCCCAAGGAUUGUGUGUUUGCAGCAAAAUGUCUAACGUGGGUUACGAUCUUGACACAUCUGGCGGACUUAUGCCGCUGAUUCGAGCGCUAAUAAAGCCGCCAGACGAGGAGAUAAACAAUCAAAAACCCAAAAAGCCCCAUCACCCAUACUACAAACGGCCUGGUAAGGGGCAUAACCAUGAUUCUUGUGACGCGUGUGGCGAAGGAGGGGAUUUAAUCUGCUGCGACCGCUGUCCUGCUAGCUUUCAUCUUGGCUGCUAUGAUCCACCUCUGGAUGAGAAUGACAUUCCAGCUGGGCUGUGGCUGUGCAAAGAGUGCUGUGCCAGUGAUGAGAAGCAGCCCAGCACACGCUCCAGCCGAGCACAGUCCCCCGCUGACAAUAAAUCUGACACUGAUAAAAAGACCAGAUCUCAGAGGAACAGCCGUGCCAACUCUCUCAACAAGAAGAAGAAAGAUGAGAAAGAAGAGGAGGACAGCAAAAAAGAAGCAGAACCUGAAGCUGAACUCACUCCAAUGGAAAUUUUAGUGAAGGCUGCCAAAGUUAUGAAUCCUAAACAGUUUGAGUUGCCGCGCGAAAUGAAGAUCCCCUGUGUAUUUCCUGGCACUGAAAAGGAGGGCAACGGGAAGAACGGCAACGGCGUUGUCUCCGUGGAUGCGUGGGGCUGCGUGCCUCUGCCGGCCAAGUCGUGUUUUGUGUGCCGCGCCACAUGCAAGCUGGCGCCGCUGCUGCAGUGUGACUACUGCCCGCUGCUGUUCCAUCAGGAUUGUUUGGAUCCGCCAUUGACAGCCCUCCCUACUGGUAGGUGGAUGUGCCCCAAUCAUGUGGAACAGUACAUAGACUGGAAAGUGGUGCGCUCGGUGUCGGCGACGGAGCGCGCUGCUCUGUGGGAGCGUUUCAGUGGGCCCGUCGACCAGCACGCCGUCAAGGUGGACUUCAUACGGCGCGCCAGGAAUCCCCGCCCGGCGUUCCGGGUGAAGGUGCCGGUGGGCAUGCGCGGGCGCGUGGUGGUGCCGCGCAUGGUACGCCUGCACUACCGCCGCCCGCCGCCGCUGCUGCCGUCGCGCCGCGAGCACGUGCGCUGCCAGAGAGUGCUCAAACAUAUCAAAGCGGGCGGUGCCUAUGAUUCCGAUGAUGAUGAGGAGGAGGAAGUCACCAAGAUCUGCAUGAACCUGUCGUGCCCGGAGUACACCGGGGAAGGCAAAUGCCCCGUACAGUCGCCUAAAUUGAAGGGUGCUACCAAAAAGGACGCGGAUGACGACCUUAAAGCCAUAGAAGAGAAUGAACCUAAGUUGGAUGACAACUCCGACUCGAGCGACUAUUCAGAUUCAGACUUUGAGCACCUAACGAGUUCUGUGAAGAAGCGCAAAGUGUCGCAGAGCGAGGACAAGAGCCCCGGCAAGCGAGGGGCGAAGCCCCAGCGCCUGGAGCUGUGCGCCGAGGAGGGGGUCGAGGAGUUGCUGGCCACCGUGGAGGAGCAGCUGCAGAAGUUGGAUGAGAGGCUCAUUAAGCUGCUGGCUUGGCAACGGUUGCAACAGGUGGCGGGAGGAGAGGCGGGCGCGGGGCGCUGGCGGCGCAGCGGCGCGGGCACAUGGGGCACGCGCGCCGCUUCCGCCCUCCGCGCCGCUACCCGCGCGCGGCUGGCCAAGCUGGGCGUGCGCCGCCUGCCGCUGCCGUCGGAGCUGCUGCCGCGCGCCGACCGCGAGCGCAUCGCCGCCGCCGUGUGGGGGCCCGCGCCGCCGCCGCAGCCGCUGGACAAGCCGCCGCACCCCGCGCUCGACCUCGCCGACGCGCUGGUUAAGGCUGCGCUGUGCGAGCUCAAGCCGCCCGCCAGAGACGGCGGCGAGGCGGCGUUAGGACGCGCGAUACCGAUGCGGUUGUCCUCACUGAGCAUCGGCAGCGACGGCGCGUGCGACGUGCCGCUGGACGCGCGCUGUCGCCGCGUGUCGCCGCGACACGCCGUCAUAUUCUGUGAUGAGGUGAGCCGUCACUUUGAGUUGAUCAACUACUCGGAGUGGGGCACGCGCGUCAACGGCGUGCUGUACGCGUGCGACCUGUCGCGCGGCGAGGAUGCGGCGGGGGACGUGGGGGGCGACGCCGAGGCGAGGGCGCAGGCGCUGCGGCGAGUCGUGCGCUCCAGGAGGACCAAACCGCCACGACUGAACGGUUCCCUCACCGUACCAGUAGAAGAGGAGCUGGAGUGCACAUGUCCCGGCGCUCCGCCCCCCGCCAGCGCGGCGUGGGAGGGCUCCGCCCUGGUGCCGCACGGAGCCCUGCUGCAAUUCGGCUGUCGCAUGUACGUGUUCAGCAUCACUGACCACCAGACCUUCCCUCACCAGCCGGAGGUCGACGAGCCAGCCCUCUGAGCCAGCUCUCAGAGCUUUAUUAAGAAUAACAGCGUAAAUAGAAUGAGUCUUUACAAGCACCGUAAUGAAGCCGGUGAGAUCCAUUAACAAAAAACAAACGUCAUGAGUCCUUGACAACCGCUUAUACAAACUUUUUUCAUAGUUUGUAUUUCGAAAUUUAACACUAGCAACAAUAACGUAAAUUAAUAUAAUAAUCAAUAAUUACCAAUAAAAAAUACUCUAUCUUUUCUUUAGUUUUUGUUAACAGUUAAAAUAUUUAAAAACAUAAGACGCCAUUUUUACAUUAAAUGUGACAUUUUCCAAUAAAUGAACUAUAAACAUAAACGCACAAAUAACAAAUAUAUAUGUAAUUUUGUUUGACCGCCCAUACAAAUCUAAUGAUCAUUAUGUACCUAUGACGUCAUUAAUUCGUACCAUUUUGUAUGGGGCGUUUUUCAGGGAUCCGUGGCAGCGCCGCAAAUCUGAACCUUAAAACCCUGUAGCUCCGAAAGUAAUGAUUGCAAAUACCCUGUUACUUUUACAAAAUUGCUUUACUGUUAGCAUACUCCUAAUUUGUAUACAAAUUAAAAAACUGUCAUCAUCCCUAUUGUAUCCAUAGUAGCCAAGACAAGGCUAUUUAAGAAGCAAUUAUAAGCAGGCAAGCUAGUAAUUACAUUAAAGUUAGCAUAGUUUGUGCUUCUGCUUGUAUUUGAUUAUUCAAUUUGAGUAACAAAAUAUACUGCAUACUAUGUAAGGUAUACUUAGCUUUAUCAAUUAUAGGAUUAAGACUUUACUUCUUGGUUAACUUCUCCAUAUUGUUAGUGAAUUAGACUAGAACUAUUGAAAUGACAGACAGACAGAUCACACUUGGAUAUACUUUGAUUAGAUCUAUAACUAUUAUCUAAUGGUAGGGUAUAUAUUUCAGGCUAUAAGAAUAAGUUUAUGACUUUUCUUUGUCCAAAAAAAAUCUUAGUUAUAUCCUGGAUAGGGAAGAUUUUUUGACCGAUUGGAGAACUUUUUUUAAACUGUCUGAAUCAAAUCGUUUUUUAUUUCCCCGAUUGUGGAUGAUUAUGAUCAAUAUAAUGGAGUUUUUUAAUAAAUAACUAGUACCUACUACUUAUCGUAAUUUAAGUUAGCUAUAUUUGUUAUCUAUAGGUUGGGUCAUUCUUGUAAUGAUUAAUAACUCUUCAACUUCUACAUAAUAAAGGUUGUUAAAAAGUA